Messenger RNA from Peromyscus maniculatus bairdii (prairie deer mouse), 5495 nucleotides. The record is from RefSeq and is a predicted model, not a curated record. NCBI's taxonomy places the organism in Eukaryota, Metazoa, Chordata, Mammalia, Rodentia, Cricetidae.
UUUUUUUUUUCCUGUCCCCUCCAUCUCAUAUUGGCGGAGCCUGUCCUUGGGCGUGUUGGUGUGCACCUAGUCUGCGCGUUGUCAAUGCCAUUUGACUGUGCUCUGUCCCCUGAGUGCACACAGCGGAGGCGUGCACCAGCAAGCUGGGCCAGCGUUGGGCGGGGGCAUGGCUGCAUUUACCCGAAUGCAUUGCAGGCAUUCGGGUGGCACACUGGUUGUUCCCAGACCUGACCUUUCUACCUGAUGCUUCCCACCUUAAUGAUUUUCCACAUCACUAAUCUUUAGGAAGUGGCGAAGCAGAAGUGUAAGACUUCACCGGUCUCAGGCCAGACCAUACCACACUGAGGUCUGCUGAGUGCGUCCUCUCACUGCCGGACUGUCAGGAAGGGGUUCCCCUCUGGUGCCCUUUCACCUGCUGGGCUCCAAGGUCCCAGCGUGAUGUGUUGGAAGCUAGAUAAAAUUACGGAAGGGAGGAGUUCUGAUUGUAUCCAAGCUGUAAACUCUGUACCAGAAAGUUUUCUUUUUUGUUUUUUUUUGUUUGUUUUUUUUUUGGGGGGGGGGGUCCCCUGGAAGGUCUAAAUGACUUGCCUACCCAAGUAACUGGGUGCAAAGAUUGUUAGUUCAACCAGUCCAGUUUAAAGAUUCCUGUCAACUUUCCAAACAAGCCUGUAGGAAUGAAGAAUGCUGAUUGUGAAACUUUUGGAAACCUGUUGGAACCUUAGCGUUUGAGUGUGGGUGGGACUGUGCGUGGGUGGAGAGUGCCUUAAAGGGUGGUGUGGAUGUCCUUAACAAGCUGGCUGUGGCUGCUCAUGGCGCAGAGGAGCAUUCAUUGUGUGAUGAAAUCCUGAGGAUAUCUGUGGAGGAUAAAAAUUUGAGCCCUGCCAACCUAAAAAAGGCCUUCGGCUUGUGUUCACAUAGAACAUCCAGAGCACACCAGUGAUUUGUUCGAAGUGGAGGUGAGAAUAGACUGAAAACCUUUCCAAGCAAACUUCGUGGGAGAUUAAAAAAAAAAAAGUUCCACGGCGGGCUUUCAUUUUCUUUUAUUGUUGUGAUUUAUAUAGUGUUGACUGUAAACACUAAUAAACACACACAACUGCUUACAUAAAAUCCCUCGUUGAAACAGGUGUGAAAUGUGGAGGGGGUACCACAAGGGGACAGGCUGAGAGGAGGUGUGAAGUGAGAGAAGCCGGGGAACAUCGAGGUGGGACUCCCAUGCCAUGGAGUCUGGCUAGUCUGCUUCGCUGGUCUGGGGGGCCUCUCACCCUGGAGUUCAUUUAAGUCUCAGAGGUCUCCCCCAACGCUCUCCCCCAACGCUUAGUCGACCUAGCUGGCUCCCUUUCUGCUUCUCCAAAUGUCUUCCGCUUCUCCAAACGUCUCGCUGCAACACUCCUGGAUACCCAGGGUCAUCUUGGUUGGUCUGGAAUUGGGUGUUCCUUCGGGUCGCAGUAGAAUAGACUUCCAUUUUGGAAAAUUCAGCUGUUGGUGUCGUUUUAAAAUCCACAGCUCUAUUUUGCUUCCAUGUCUGCCAAGAAACCCUUUGAUACAAGUGCUUUAUAUGAGCAACUUGACUUCUAACUUCUACCUUGAAUCCACAAUUGGGGGGAAAAUGAAAUCAGUUUGUGAGUUGGAAGCGGGCGGAAUCUUUGCCUCCCUCGACGCUGUUCUGUAACAAAGUCUACCAACUCAACUGAAGGCAGACCUUUUAUUCUUAUGAACACUGUCAGUGUUCUUCCCGGUUUCAUUUUAUUUUGAGGAGCAGAGUUUAAUAAUUAACCGCAAGUUAGUUCAUUUGAAUCCAGGGCCAAUAGCCUCCUAAGUAGUGCUAAUUGCACCGCAUUUUUAUUCCGAGGCUCCUCAUUUUUAGCAUAACAAAAUCUCCCCUGCAAUGGGUGGACUAAGCCCAAAUUUAUUUGUUUGGAAGGAAGUUUGGAGCUUUUAACUGUGCUCAGUCCUCUGACUUUUUCUUCCAGUGAACUAUUUCUACACCUCAUUCCAGUUAGCAAAACACAUUCUUCCAUUCACAAGAAGGGCAGCGCAUGCAAGCUGGAUGUGGGUUUAGGAGAGUAAAGUUUAUACAACUAAGGAAAAGUGUGUGGAGGGGGUGCACAGAACCCCCCUCUGGAAUCAGUAAUUGAUGUACAAAACCAGCCAUCACCUUACUGCCUCACGCAUCCACAGGACAACUCCGGUUCUCCCCCUCCGCUCAGCGCUCGGAAAAGGAAAAGAGACCGAUACUGAUGGUCAAGUCCUUUUUGUGUGUGUGCUAUUUUUGUCUUUUUUGUGAGAAUGACAGAUUUUUUUUUUCGUUUCCAAAUAUUCCUAACGAUUUUCUGCUCAAGUGUAAGAUAAUGCAAAGAGUUUGUAGAAAUGGCGGUGAGUAGUGGGGGAGGGGAGGCGGUGUGAUAAACGGUUUGUUGCUCACGGGAGGGUAAAAUAUUUCUGCUCACUCUCCAAGCCCAGAUUCUCCACGCCCCCCCCCCUUAACUUUUCCUUCUCCUUCUGUUUUUUGUUGGUUUGUUUUCCAAGGAAAGUCUGGUUUGGACGACAUUGUCUCCCAGUUUUCAAGGCUUUUCCUGUGAUCCAAGUUUUCCUGUUUGGUGUUUGUUCAAAGGAAAGCCCCCCCCCCCAUCCCCAUGGCUUCUACAAUAAACGUACUAGGCACUCACCACUUUCUAGUAUAAAUAACCAAGUGGCUUUAGAAGGGUAUAUAUUUGGGAAACGCCUGCUGCGGUCCCAUUAAAUUUUCGUGGGGUGCCUAGACUUCGGUUUUCACUCCUCUCCGGUUGCCGGGGUCCUGCGGUCAUUACUGGCACACAAUUUCAAUUGAAGGAGACAGGGAAGGUCUCCAAGUGCGCCAGCGCAUCUUUCCUGAUUUUUGUUUUUGUUUUUUGUUUUUCCCUGUGGCUCGCCUUCCUUUCUUCCUUCCUUGACCCGGUGGUCCCUCUUUCCCUUUGAGCCCGCUGCCCUUGAACUUGUUUCUGGAGGAAGGGAAGGCUUGCACAGCUUCUGAUAAAGCCCAGGUGAGGACCAAGGUGCAUCCAGGGCAGUGGCGGGUCUCCACCACCGCAGACUGGACUGACGCAGAGCCAGAACUAGGUACCAGGUAGAGACAGGGAUCCCGGCGCCAUGGACCAAGAGACGUUGGAGAGAGCAUGGGGACCAGAAGACAGGCUAUAGGCAAUCUAUCCCCACGAUGAAGAGAGGUUGAGAGUGGUGGGAAAAGGAGGUACAUGCGGUCAAGGUCACGAGCUGGCGAGUUUUGCUCUGCGUGGCUUUCUUGGGACUCGGGAAGAGCAUGUCUGUCCGUGGGGCCGGGAAACCCGGAAACCCGGCAGCCAGCCGCGUCUUGCUCUGGGACUUGAGGUGGUGGGGAUGGAAAGGCCGCGGUUCCCAGCAGUGACCCGCCCAGAAGCACCCCAGAGCGCUGCAAGGCUUUCUGGGCAGGGUGCUGAUGGGCACAGUGACCGCUGGGGUGUCUCCAGCCCAAGCCUCUACUGGCCUUCAGCAACCAGUCCAGCUCCAGCUGAGCCACGCUGUUACCCCUCCAAACUUGGUCUCAGCUGCCCCCUCCCUCCCUCAGUGUGCCCUGCCAGGGAAAAGGCAAAUUCCCCGGGGCAGGAGGGACUUUGCAUCUCUGUCCUGCGGAUCCUACCCACCCCACCCACUGGACCGCAGCACUGUCUGCCCCCAGCUUUCCUAGGAGCCAUAGUCAGGGCUCCCUGGAGGGGAAUGGGAAGGGUUAAUUUCGAAUAGAAGAUGGACUGGCAAUUGGUCCCUGUUCCCCUGCCCUAAGAUCACUUCCACCCUGGCGGCCUUCUCUCCUGGAGUUGGCUUUUCCAAUGAAUGAAGGGCAGUGAGCCCCGCAUCCUGGCUCUAGUGAGCUGGCCCUGGGAGGUCCAGAAUCAAGAUCUAGGGAGCUAGCUAGCCCUUUUCAGAAAGGUCAGAGCUGGAGAACUGUGUAAAGUUAAAGGGAAAUCGAUCCGAAGCUGAGCCGACCCCUUUUCCGAAAAAUAGAAUAUUGGCAUUUCGGUGUGGAAACUGAUUUUCCCCACUUUGCGUUACUGGCUUUAUCUGUGAGUACAGAAAGCAGAAUUUACAGUUACUGGAGUCAUGGUAAGCUAGCUGACUUCUGAGAGCAACUUGGCGGAAGAAACUGUUUCCAGCUUUCUUACUGAGAUCUUUCUUUGUGGUAGAAUACUUGUGAGGACCCGUUUGGAAGUCCAGGGCACUGGCUAUGAUAAUAAUGAGAGUGUGCCCCUACCCAGGACAGCUUAGGUUCAUAAAUUAAAAGUGAAUACUUUUCAUUUCUCUCCUACCUACCAUCUUUUCGCUUCCUUACGGGAGGAGAUGGCAAUUUUGGGGUCCUUCUGUGUUAGAGUUCCCUCCUGACAUUCUUAGAAGAUGGCUACCACUCGCCCGUGGAGAUAUUUUUGCUAUGAGAUUCGUUGGUGUUAACGCAUCCGACAUCAACUAUUCUGCUGGCCGCUAUGACCCGUCCGUGAAGCCCCCCUUUGACAUAGGUUUUGAAGGGAUUGGUGAGGUGGUGGCCCUAGGCCUCUCUGCUAGCGCUAGGUACACAGUGGGCCAGGCUGUGGCUUAUGUGGCUCCUGGUUCCUUUGCUGAGUAUACAGUGGUGCCUGCUAGCAUUGCCACUCCCGUGCCUUCAGUGAAACCCGAGUAUCUCACUCUGCUGGUUAGUGGCACCACUGCAUACAUCAGCCUGCAAGAGCUCGGAGAGCUGUCAGAAGGGAAGAAAGUUUUGGUCACCGCAGCCGCUGGGGGGACAGGUCAGUUUGCUGUGCAGCUUUCAAAGAUAGCCAAGUGCCAUGUCAUUGGAACCUGCUCAUCGGAUGAAAAGUUAGCUUUUCUGAAAUCCAUUGGGUGUGAUCGCCCCAUCAACUACAAAACAGAGCCUGUGGAGACAGUUCUGAAGCAGGAGUACCCUGAAGGUGUCGAUGUAGUCUACGAGUCUGUUGGGGGAGCCAUGUUUGACCUGGCAGUGGAUGCCUUGGCCAUCAAAGGGCGUCUGAUGGUAAUUGGGUUUAUCUCUGGCUACCAAAGCCCUUCAGGUCUGUCACCAGUAAAAGCAGGAGCUCUGCCGGCCAAGCUCCUGAGGAAGUCUGCCAGUCUCCGGGGCUUCUUUCUGAACCACUAUUUAUCCAAGUACCAGGCCGCCAUGGAACACUUGCUGGAGCUGUACACUCAUGGGGAACUGGUCUGUGAGGUGGACCUGGGACAACUGGCUCCAGAGGGGAGGUUCAUCGGCCUGGACUCUAUAUUCCGGGCUGUUGACUAUAUGUACACUGGGAAAAAUAUUGGGAAACUUGUGGUGGAAUUACCUCAUAGUGUCAGCAGUAAGCUAUGACAUCAAUGACAAAGCCUUGGGAUGAACAUAGUAUUUCUUAAAACCAAAAUGUAGUGCUAAUCAGUUCUGCUCCCCGCUUUCCUUGGGGGUAAAAAUAACGUGCCUCAAUAAAAGUUCUCUCUAUAGCUAA